UCGUUAAUUAUCAUGUUUUAAAGUAUGUGUCAAUAUCUUUUAAUAUAUUAAUACUUUUAACUUAUAUUUUAUAUCAACUUUUGUGAUUUUUUUUUUAGUCUUUAGUCCAUCACUCCAAAUUUUCUGCUUGAAUACUCUAGUAGGAACUCAAUAUAUCAGAUGAAACUCGGUGUGAGUAAUACAUAAAUCAGUUGGUCUAUUAGCUACUAUGUCAUUUUGUGCAACGAUGAAUGAAUAGAACGGUGUUUGAAUUAUUAUUUUACGUUCUUUCAAAAUCUAUAGCCUCUUCGCAUACAUUUACAUAUAUAGAUGUUUCAUUAUAUCACGUAUUGCAAAGCAUACAUUCGAAGUAAAGUAGCUAAGUACACGAAAGAUUUCAUAAUGAUAAUAGAUUUCAAUCGAUAAAUUUCUCCUAUAAUAUAAUAAUACUUCUGUUUCUAUAUUCCUGUCCAAUUAACAAAGUAUAUAAAUUAUCUAAGCUUAUUAUUAAUAAUAAAUGUCAAAUAUUGAAGAAGAAUAUUAAUUUGGCCUUAGAAAAUAAUACAUAUUUGAAACAACUAAUCUCGAAUGAUUUCGAGCGCCCUCUUUGAUGCUGCACAAUUCACGCUGCCUAUUUAUUUCGAUAAUAAUCAAACAAUUCCAAAGUAAUCGAAUUAAUUUGAGACAAAUAUUUCAUCAUGAUGUUAACAUAGUAUUGUGCGGUAACAUAGUAUUAACUAUUGUUUGCGAGAAUUUUGUCUCAUCGAUAAUAAUAAGUUACACUUGAUUUUUUCGGCUGACAUUUUAGAACAUCGUAUGCGAAUCUGCGUAACGUAGAGAACACAAGAUCGAGAAUACGCAAGUAAUAUAAUUUGAAUUGAUUACAAGUAAGCUAGGGAUAAUUUUAAAAAUAAGCACAUUGAAAGAAAAUAUUAUUUUUAUCGGGAAAAAAGUAUUAUUAAACAUAAUGAAAUGGCUGCGACACUGUUAAAAAUAUACGGAAGUUUGAUUCUCAAAUAUCCGAAUCACGUUUCGAAAUGCAAUACAAUUGGAAAAAGAAAAAUAAAUUUUCAUACUACAGCAAAAAAUUUCGAAGUGAAAUGCGACGAUAGACCAUUUUUUAGAACUCGUUUAGCUCUACCACCCGAUUACGAGAACGUAGUAGAUUUUAUGUGCGAAGCGUACUACAAAUACGAACCGUUAAUCAUUAAUAUCGGUUUGGCGGGCACAGAAGCGCCACCUAUUUGGAGAACUAUGAUGUUUGAUCAAGUAAGAGGGGGAUACUCGAUUAUUGCCGAGGAUCGAGACAACUGCAUCAUUGGCGCUGCCUUAAAUUGCGUAGUAGAUUCUAGCGAUGCAGAAAAAAUGUACUGUUUAGCAAAAUGUUGCUCAGAAGGUCCGAUGCGCGAUCUCAUCGAAUUUUUCGGUUUCGUUUCGGAGGCGCCCAAACUUUGGGAACGAUUUUGCGUUAUGACAAUCUUCGAACAAGCUAGUCUAGCAGUAAAGAAAGAUUUUCAAUCAUUGGGGAUCGGAAAAAGAUUGAUCCAGGAAAGUUGGCACUUGGCACGCGAUUGUGGUUUCCGGUUAUUCAGGAUGGAUUGUAACAACAGUUUUUGUUCAAGAAUAUGUCAAGGGUAUCGGUGGGAAAUGAUUUGGCAUAUACCAUUCAGUCAAUACACGAAAAACGGUAAAGUUGUAUUUAAAUGCGUGAAGGAACCGCAUACGGUGUGCCGAGUAUUUAUCGAUCGAUUACAAUAUUGUAAAACUUACUGCCCUCCUUAUAAAGAAUGUAAAUCACCUAUACCUCCUCCAGAGAAGUUCUAAAAAAAACUGAAAUAUAUAUUUAUUACAUCCUUAUAAUUUUUCGUUACUAAAAUUGUACGUAUAAAUUAGAGAAUAAAAAAAAAUAUCUUUAUACAUAUAAAAAAGAAUAUUUUAAAUAAUAUAUUAUAUUUUAGAUAUUUACUUUAAAAGUACUUUGAAUGUUAAACUUCUUCUUAACAAAAAUCAUACUUAUAUAUUCAAUAUCCUAAAAAUCAUUACUUUUUAAACAUUUAACAAAUUUAUCGUUAGAUUUUCAUUUAAACGAAAUUAGUCAACAGAUAUUUCUUCUCUCAACCAUCCAUUCAAUUACUCAAUUAUCAGCGCAAUUGGUAUCGCAUAUAUACUAUUCUCCACCUUAUACAGUUUCCAUCUUCUUACUAUUUUUAUCCUUCUGCUCUUCAAUCGUAUUCCAUUUCCCUUCCCUUCCCUUGCAAAUCGUUGCAAAGCUCGCGAAACUACCGAUUACUCUUAAACUCACUUCGCUCAUUCUCAUUUCAGCCGCAACGAAUUCGCCGUUGUUCGACGACCCUUCGUUCGUGCGAAAGUUCGCCAAUCGAAGAGGAAUGGAAGCGGUGCGGUAACAUUCAAAUGAAAUUCUCGAUAUUUGACUUGUAAGCUUGGUCUCGUCAUGGAACCGGGGGAUGAAGGAGGGGAAGGUUUCGACUUUCACGGACGAUGGAAUUACAAAUGCCUAGAGAGGGAGGGAGAGUGGGGAGGGGAAGUGUUUUCCAGUCGGAUUCCGGUCGCUCCCUAAGUUCGAUUCGCGGGAUGGAAACUCGACAUCGACUCGAAACGUCAAUCGAAACGUCACGACGGCGGAAGUUGAGGAAUAAUCGUCGUCGAACAUGGAUGUAACGAGGUUCCGCCGCAGAAUGAAACCGAUCUCUGCCCCUCGUAAAUCCCCGUUUCGUGUAUUUUUAGUCGACAGGUUGGAAAGUGGGUGGCAAAUUGCCGGUCGAAUUGAUAUAUCGCCGGUUGACUUGAUUCAUUUGUAAAACAAUUUUGGACAGACGGCCGAUCGUCCAUUAUCGGUUCUGUUAUUGCCAGAAUUCGGAAACGAAUAAGCAACCGAUUCUAUGAUUUAACUAUGGGAAUCGAUGUGAGAUCGUUAUUCAAUGAGAGAUUGCGUGAAAUCCUAAAAAAGUUCUAAAGGAGGUAAGAUUUAUAAAGUUUUCGGGAUAAAAUUACGCAAGAAUGUUUUAGGUAGAAAUGUUUCCCUGUUGUCUCAUUUUACUUCGAUUAUUAUUAGUGUCACUCUUGUAUUUAUUUGGAACGAAUGGUUUGAAUUGAAUGAAACUCUGUAUCGAAAUAGAUUUUAGUUACUUGUAAAAAUAUAUUUUUUCACACAAUUGGUAAUUAUUGAAUUGAAAGGAUCUUUGUUUGGGGAAUUUUUUCAAUUUUAUAAAUUUGCACGAAGCAAUCGUGAGAUUGGUUUUUUUUAAAAAUGGUUUUUUAAAAAUGGUUCUAUAGAUUUUUGGAAAUUGGUUGUCGAUCUAUCUGUCCUUAGAUGAAAAAUCAUUGUAGAAUACUCCCCAUUUCUUCGGUUUAAAAAGUGAAAAAAGAAAUAAUUUCGUGGACAAUUUUUUUAUUUUAUAUAUAAAAAGAAAUCAUACGGAAUGAAAGAAAGAAAUUUUACAUAUUGUAAAAUACAUCCUUCGAUGCGAAUAACUAUCUUUUCCUCCAAACAAAAGCAUAUAACAGAUACAUAUUGUUUUCGCAGUCGCCUGAAUAAACAGAGCACACAUCUAUUCAUAAUAAACAAGAACAAAAUACCAUACAAACAUACGCUACGUAGAAUCUUAUCUCGUAGAGUAUUAAGUCCCGUGCGAGCUUCCGGUCGGAUGUUAAGCCAAUAUGUAACCGGAGGCUCUGUAUAUGUCGAGCGGUUUAAACGGGAGAAUCGCUUUUACUCGUUGCAAAAUAAAAAUAUAGAAAGAAUUAAACGAAACGUUUCACAAAGGAAUAAUAACAAAAACAUCUUGCUUUGUUGACACGAUUAAAUCGACAAACACUUUGAAAUCUUUGUUAAGCAAUCAUCGUAGCGCUUCGAGCAGCGAAUCUUAUCGAUGAUAAAACAAUCUUUUUUAAACAAAGUUUAAACAAUUUUGAAAAAUUGGUGUAAAUUAAUCUCAUUCACAAUCAGAAUGUUAUUAAUUCCGAUUAAACAUUCCUCUAUUUUUAUUUUCUACAAAGCCAAGCCAGAUAACAAUUAAUCUAUCUAUCGCUUUUUUGGCAUGAAAUUUAUUUCUUCGAUUCUUGACACGAUAACGCGUCCACAUUGUGUUUCACAUUUUUAUAAAGGGAUCGACACAUAUUCAAGAUUACUGUUAAAAAAGAUUGAAAAUAUUACAUAUUUUAAAUAUUAUUUUUAAUCUAAUUCAUCCUUUCUGAAAACACAUACGAUUAUACGAUAUCUACUAAUAUUAUCAAUGAUACGCAAGUCUAUUAUUAAAUGUAAAAAAUAAUUUGUGAUAAAAAUGAUAAAAGAUCGAACGUUGAUUUUCCAAAUUAUUAUGUCAAGCUGAUUAAAUAGUUAUUAAAUAUUAAACAGAAAUACUCUUUAAACUUAAUCGUAUGUGAAAAUACGAUUACAUUAGCUAUAUAUAUACACAUAUAUAUUA
Molecule: messenger RNA, 4424 nt
Organism: Apis cerana (Asiatic honeybee)
Lineage: Eukaryota; Metazoa; Arthropoda; Insecta; Hymenoptera; Apidae
Molecular function (GO): N-acetyltransferase activity
Source: RefSeq, a predicted model, not a curated record